Hippoglossus stenolepis (Pacific halibut) is the source of this 7962-nucleotide messenger RNA. It is a transcript of the gene fam13b, whose product is annotated as family with sequence similarity 13 member B. The coding region runs from base 543 to 3707 and encodes 1054 amino acids. The transcript is spliced from 24 exons. The record is from RefSeq and is a predicted model, not a curated record. Lineage: Eukaryota; Metazoa; Chordata; Actinopteri; Pleuronectiformes; Pleuronectidae. Gene Ontology annotation, biological process: signal transduction.
CUCUCUGUGUGUGUGAGUCUCUCUCUCUCUCUCUCUCUCUCUCUGAGUGAGUGUGUGUCUCUCUCUGAGUGUGUGUCCCUGUGUGUGUUUGUGUGUGUGUGUGUGUGUACACUCGCCAAGCGACGACCUGCAAACAGGCAUCUGAGUCCAGUCCGAGCUACCAGAAAAAAAGAAGAAGAAGCAGAAAAACAGGAACCACAUAAUUUCCGAGUAUCUUUGCCAUGUUCUCGACGAAGCCGGUCCUCCUCCAGCUCUGAUCCCGUCGAACUCGUCGUCUCUCCGGACGUCGACCAUCAAGAACUGGACCAGAAAUUGAUGCAUCUCGCUCCGCGGCGCUGCUUGUUUUUGACCGGUGCAGCUACACGGAGUCCUGCGAGAGGAUUUGCGGUCUGUCAAUGAGGAACUACCGGCUGAUCUUCUGCCACAACCUGAAGCAGCCAUAGAUGAUUCAGUGGUUCUCUGGCCAGGGGAGGAGAGGAUAGGAUACACUUUCACUGCUACACGACGUGAGGUCUUGGCGGGUUUGUGGUGAGGAGGCGGCCAUGAGGAAGAGCGUGUCUCUGUUGCCAGGCAAUGAGGGCGGGAGCUCGGCCAGCACCACACGGGUCUUUGGAGUCCCUUUGGAGGAGGUGUCUCACACACAGACAAUAAGUGGCCAUGAGGUUCCUGCCCUGGUCAAACACAUUGUCGAAUACAUCGAGGAACAUGGUCAUCUGGACCUGGAGGGGCUCUUCCUGGUUAAUGGCAACGCAGAGCGUGUGGAUUGGCUGCGUCAGCGCUAUGACAGUGGUGAGGAGGUGGAGCUGGAGAAGGAGGCUGACCUGGCGUCAGCGGUCAGUUUGCUGCGGCUCUUCCUGCAGGAGCUUCCUGAGCCCGUUAUACCAACAGCGAUACAGGGACACAUACUACAGCUACACCAAGAUUACAGCAAUGAGGAAGAGCUGUGUAGAAACCUGAAGUACCUGCUGCAGCAGCUUCCCCAGCUGAACUACGGCCUUCUGCGUUUCCUGUGCCGCUUCCUGGCCAGCGUGGCAUCACUUCAGCAGGAGAGCUGGAACGUCGGGGCGCUGGCCGCCGUCUUCGGGCCAGACAUAUUCCAUCUAUCAUCAGAAGGAGAGGACCUCCGGGACCAGGAGUCUGUAAGCAGAGUCCUGGCAGAGCUGCUGGACAACCAGGAGGGCCUGUUUGACUCAGAGGACGAUGAUGUCUCCACCACCAACGACUACAGCUCUAUUAACGAACAGAUCACCGAGCUGUUGGAUGAUGACAAGUGUGAGGCGGAAUGUGAAGAGCUCCCCCAGGACGAGGAGGAGGGUCCCGCCUCCUCCGACUCGCCACAACACAAUCACACUGACGACAGCCCUGCAGCCAGCUCCCACCUCUCCCCUAUAUCCAUCCUGCCUACUGACUCUGCUGAGAUAAUUCAGCGAACCAUCAGAGCUGCAGUGGAGCAGCAUUUCUUUGACCUGAAAACCUCCAUCGACCACGGCCUCAGCAACUAUGACAGCCAGGGGAUGAGUCCCAGUGAGCCCUCAGACGAGGGUUGCCAUGGAGAUGAGGAGCAACAAACGGACCCCGAGGACACUCCCUCUGACACCAAAGGGGAAACCCCACUCAAAGAUAGCGAGCAACAAAUGCAACAAAGCCAGACGGACACACAGGAUUCACUGGACACUGACACGUCCCCGGUGAAGAGCUCGGGAAUGGACAUGGAUGCAAACGCUGUCAGAGAUGCUGAGAACAACAUCAACACUGCCAGGCAGGACAAUCAACCCUGUGACUCCAUGGACCAGACGACUGACACUGUAACCUGUCAGGACCCGAGCUCCUGCCGCUGUGAUCAGAACGCCAACACCAGCGAGACCAACAGAAACCACCUGUCGCCAUGCCAACCAAACUCUGGCCUCAACCCCCACCUCCAACUCUUUCCCGACAACCAAUGGGAAGCAUCACCCCCCUCCCAUCUCCAUCUCCCUCCCAUAGAUUUCUCAUGUAUGCAUCUACAAAAAGAUGGCCAAGACCCCAUCCCGGCUUACAAAUCCUGGCAGGAUGAGAGCGAGAGCGGAGAAGCACAGCUCUCCCCGCUGGCUGGUCGCAUGGUUCCUCUCCCCCUUCUGCCCCUGGAGGAGGAUGGCGAGGACGAGGAGGAGGGAGAGGUAGGGCAGGACACCUCCCCUUCCUCUUCCCGCUCGCACCCUCACCUUCUUGCUCGACGCUUUCUCGACUUCGGAGCGCACAGUGCCCAGCGCUUCCUCCAGCAAGACUCAGACGCCACCUCGCCCACCAAAGCACAGAGACCCCGUCGAGCAUCAUUUGGCUCCAAAGAGGCGAUGAGAGGGGGGGAUUCAGUGACCCACCAACUCACCAAGAAGCUACAACACCUGAAGAAGAAAAUUAAGCAGUUUGAAGAGCAGUUUGAGAAAGAGAGGAACUACAAGCCCUCUCAUGGAGACAAGGCAGCUAACCCCAAAGUCCUCAAAUGGAUGACCGACCUCACCAAGAUCCGCAGGCAAAUUAAAGGACGCCAGCACCACCUUUUACCCAGAAGCACGCUGAGGCACCAGGCUUUGCUCCAUUCACACAGACGCCACCAUGCUCCCUCCUCCUUCCCUUCCUCCUCCUCCUCUAUCUGCCCUCCUCCCCAUCACACACUCACCCCCCCACGCCACCCCCACUCAGGCCUGAACUCUAGACCGUUUCACCUCAAUGCCAAACACCGUGCAGAGAGCGAGCUCGGCCCUCAGACUCGUCCUCGGAGCAACACCUUGCCAAAGAGCUUUGGCUCGACACUGGAUCAAGGCACCCAUGAUGCAGCGGGGGACGCUAAAGAUUCGCAUCCCACCAGGGAGGAAACACUGGAGCUGAUUCAGUGCCGGGUCAAAGGGAAGAAGCAGGAGGACGGAUGGCCCGAUGACAUCAAGAAGAUGACCAAGGAGCAGUUGUCCUGUGAGAAGACAGUCCUGCAGAAGAACCUGCUGCACUAUGAAGGCCUGCACGGUCGACCGGUGACCAGAGAGGAGCGUCUGGUGGUGAGGCCUCUCUACGAUCGCUACCGACUCGUCAAACAGAUGCUCACCAGAGUCAGCAUCACACCGAUCACAGUGUCCCCCUCCAGUAAGAGGCGGAGUCAGACCCUCCAGCCAAUCAUAGAGGGAGAAACUGCUCACUUCUGGGAGGAGAUCAAAGAGGAGGAGGAGGAAGAGCGGAAAGGAGGGGGUGGAGCAGAAGAAGAAGAGAAGGAGGAGGAGAGGGAGGAGGAGGAAGAUGAGGAGGAGGAAGAGGAGGGAGAGAGCAGCGGUGGCGAGAUGCAAGGCUCCGAGGUCAUCAUGGCCGUCGACCUCGUGACCCCGAUCGACAGGCAAGUGAGGAGCCAGGACCAAUCAGACCAACAGAGCGACGGUCCAAUGACAGCCAAGCCGGAGGAGGGGUCGGGGAGGCUGGCGCUGGACCUGCGACUCUCCAGCUCCAACGCUUCGUCCAUGCCAGAGCUGCUGGAACAGCUGUGGAAGACCCGAGCAGAGAAGAAGAAACUGAGGAAGACCAUCAGAGAGUUUGAGGAAGAUUUCUAUCAGCAUAAUGGAAGAAACGUUCAGAAGGAGGACCGCGUGCCGAUGCUAGACGAGUACCGAGCGUACAAGAGGAUCAAGGCCAAACUCCGCCUCCUGGAAGUCCUAAUCAGCAAACAGGAUUCCUCCAAAUCCAUCUAGACCCGCCCUCCUCAGCAGCUGCCAAAUCAAUCAACGCACACAUCACUCGCCCAGGAGGUCCGGCCGCCUGCUGGACGCCAUCACACCCCCGAGGGUUUCAUCAAACACUCCUGUAACCACGGGACGAGGUCGUGGUCACUGCUCGGUGCUGCAGUCACGUCACAGAGAAACCACACGAGGGACAGUUCAGGCAGGAAGUUCUGAAACGCUUUGAUUUUACUUUGACAGUCGGAGGAUUUUCUGGAAACAGGAGAUUUUACAGUCACAUUUUAGGGACUUUAGACCGAAUCUGUUCAGGAACCAAAGUAAAGCUUUGGUUUUUAGUUUGUCGUACUUUCUGAUGACGCUUUAUUCAGACUGAAACCCAACACUGGAUGUUGGUAUCAGUAUUAGAACGAGGGAAGAGAAUUUCUUCCUGAAUGCUCAAGAAAAUAUAAGUAAUUAAUAAGGAAAAUAUUUACUCUGGCCCUCAGGCCCAACAUUACCCUGAAGAAUCCACAUUUAAAUCUCAGACUCGUUCAUAUCAGCCCUUUAAAUGUGUCUUAUACGCAAAUAUUUUAAAAACGCUGUCAGAGAAAGUUAAAGUCUUUGUUCACAUCGGCAACAAACAAGUUAUUUCUCGACUUAUUUUCCUUCCGUCCACCAAGUUUCAUGGAAAUCUGUUCUGUAGCUUUUGCUUCAAACAAACCAACAGACAAACAAUCUACUAUUUAUUCUAAUUUGCCAAAUCUGUGUGAGUCUUGUGGAAUAAAAUCACAACUUGAAUUAAUAACAAUCACUUUUAUCAGCAGAGUAGUUUGUGCUCCUCAAAGUUACUGAGACUGUCGGCUGAGAAGUGAUUUUUGGCAUUUUGAUCAGAACAAGUUGUUUUCCUGUGACUCGACUGCAGCAGCGCCCCCACCAGUCCAACCUGGAAUCACUCCACUCAGCCACAGCCGAUCUCUGCUGCCUCAUCUGACGUCAUAUCAUCGGAAAAACAAGGCCGCAGUUUGAAAACACUGCAAAAAAAUAGUCUUCAUCAUUUGUCUUCGUCAUCAUCGUCGUCAUCCCACCAACUCGACGUAAGACUUUGCACUUGACUCGUCUCUGAUUUCCUCGUCUUCGGAGGAAAAGUUCAAAAAAACGUUCUGACUUUUUUUAAUUUCAGGAACUUUAGUGUCGUCGCUCUUUGUUCUCCGUGACGUUUGUUCCUUCAGGCGGAGGAAUGUUAUGAGACAGCUCCAGGACUUUCAGACGCUCUUCACUCAACACGUCUGUUUCCGUUUGGGACGUCGUUCAGUGUGAAGAAGUUCCUCUUUAGCGUCGCGUCAGGGAGUCGCGGUUUCAAACCUAAUCUUAAAACCUGCCUCCCUGGUGCGAAGCCAUCGAUUAUUUUAUUCUGUCGGUGAAACUUUAACAUCUUUCGCGUUCUGACUGGUUUUAACAUUUAUCCACUAAGUUUGAAAAACAAGUUUGUGCGUUUGUUCUUGUUAUAAAAUCCAAUUGUACACAUGUUUGUUUGAGACACCGAUGUUCACGUUGAAUGAAAAAAGAAUCUGUUGCGUUUCAAGGGAAAAUGUUUUAACUCCCAGAGCGAUUCUCCAUUUUCCUUUUCAUUUCUUUGUUCUUCAGCAUUUCGUUUUUUUUUACCUUUUUGUUUUCAGUUUGGUCAGAAGUUGUUCAGCAAGUCGGCAAAAGGUGAACUUUCCCAUGAGCCUCUUGUGAAAAUGCUGCUUUUAAUCUGAAGCCUGAACUUUAAAGUCACAUGUUUGGUAUUUAAAAGCAGAAUUAAACUCAAGACGUUCACAGGAAACAGUCGUACGCAGAUUAGGAGAUUUUGGAGGAAAUGGUUGUAGAAAUCAUCUGGAAUAUUGUGCACUGGUUAUCGAUGUUGUUCCAGUUUUUCAGUUGAACUUGUUCAGAGAGAUAAUGAUGAUGAUGAGGACGAAGAGCCAGUGUUUGUUUUACGUUGCUGCUGCUUCUCUGAAAAACCAAAAGCGUGUUGGUUCCAGGUGUGACCAGGUUUGAUUUCCAGCUUCCUGAGGGAGGAGCAGUGACUGUGCAGGCGUCGUUCAAAAAACAAAAAAAACUUUGGUUGUUCCCUGGUUGAGAUUUUCCCCUGUUGGGAUUUUUAGCUUUAAAGGCUUUAACGUAUGGAUGAGCACUGAUUUUAAACAUCUGUGGUUUAACUGAUAUUUUUCCCCAAACGCUGAAGGUCUGAAUAGAUUCAUUAAUGUCCCGACACAGAGAAGAAGUCAAACCUGCUGUGUUCGUGUCCUCGGUCCAACCUGCAGCUCCAGGGAAGUUUCAUUUCCUGCUGGCAGGUCAAAUGAGGGCAGGCGAGGAGAGAGUUUGUCAUUUUUCUUCUUCUUUGAUGCCGCGUCGUCGUGUCUAAGAUCCGAGUCAAGAUGUCACAAUGUGAUUUUUAAAAAGUGGGAAGAAGACAUUUCCAACAGUUGCUACAUUUUGGCUUCAGCUGGUGAGUUUGUGAAGCGACCGUUCUAUUGUCAGAACCUGAGUCGCUGGUUAACUGGAACGUUUCCGCUGUUGAAGGCAGACGAGACUUCAUGUGCUUUUCUUACUGUAUCGUUGUAGAUUUACCUGCCAGAGUCCGAGCGGCUGCAGCCGGCCACAGACGUGAGGGUUCGAAAGUUUUGAACGAGACUAAAAGUUGGUGUUUGAACAAAACGAGGGAGGUGUGGUGUGUGUGUGUUUGUCGGCACGGUAACGGAGGUCAUUUGUAAAAAGACGUUAUUUGCACAGCAUUCACAGAAUGCAGCCCUAUUGUGUUUUUUUUUUUUUCAUUUGUAUUUCUAAAAAUGAAGCACUACUUCUAUAUAAAUAUAAAUAUAUCCUGUACAUAAAAAAAAAUACACCCGAAGGAAUGAAUGUCAGAAAUGUUUAAAUUAUUUCAAACAUUGCGUUUGGCUCCCCCUUUUGGUUAUAAUUAUAUUUGUGAUGCCCAGAGAAUGUGUUUUUUUGUAUUAAUAUCACUAUGAAUACUACUAUUACUAUCAUAACAGUUCUUUUGUGUGAUGAUUCCGAUGAUAAUAAUCCUUUUGUAUCUACUCACUAACUGUAAAAACCAGCUGUAGAAGUUAGUCUGGCACUGUGUGUGUGGCUAAUCCAACAUGAACCUGCUCUGUUCCUUCUUUCUUUUGUCCGUGUGUGUAAAAUACGUUGAAAUAGAAACAGUACUGUAGUCAGCUUGCAUGGCAACCGAGAACAUGAUAGUGCAAAAAAAAAAAAUCUAAAUAUCAUAUAUUGUUUCUGUUUUUUGUGCCAUGAAGACGCAGCAAUAAUAAAACUGUGUGGAGGUUUUACAGUAUCGACUCGUGACGAGUUGCAUCGACUGUGUGAAUUUCUGAGGUACUUUUUUAAAUUUAGUUUUUUACUUAAGUUGAGUUUAACACAGUUUUACCUCUGUCGUCAGCGUCAUGUUCAUGUUGGCGCCGCUGAAAGAAGCUAAAUACGAAUUGGACACGUAGUUUUUAAUCCUGAUGUUAAAAAGUGGAAACGAUCCGUCGUCUCUGAUCAGUUUUUCUUUUCAGUUUUUUAAAUUUCUAUUCUUUUUCCGGCGCCUCAGUUCCUCACGAUUCAAACUCCUGUAUUUUACAUUGUGCCUGCAACAGAGUGGUAACACGUCACAUGUGGUUCACGCCUCGUAAACUGUAAAUGUGUCUCUGUCCCGUGUACAGUUUGUUUCAUCGCACCUGUCUGACGUCAGUGCACGGUUGUUUCUCUCACACACACACACACACAGACACACACACAUUGGGGGGUUCACAGCAGGGGUCGGAGUCAAAGACGUCUCCCAGGUCACAGCAGCUCCUGAAAGAAAUCAAACCAGUUGUUUUAGUCGAAACAGGAACAGAAGACGUCGAUUAUCCAUCUUACAAAUCUGUGAAGGGACUGUUCGGUUCAUAGAGGCCUUAAUUUUGAAAGGAUCAGUGCUUUAGUUUCUCUCCGACUCAAAGCCGAAGAUGACGGAGCCGAGGAAACAGAUUUUGUUCUGCCAGUGUUUCGAUUCCUCUUCUGUUCGUAAAAGCUCCAGUGAAUUUAUUUAAACUCACGACGUUGUUGACCCUGAACUCUGCUGCUGCUCCUCCUCCACGUGUUUUAUCACAUGAGUAAACUGUGCGUCCCGUGUGUAAAUGUUUUCAUACUUUGUGAAUGCUUAUUUUCCCUGUUAUUUCUUCAUUAACAAAAAGGAUUUGAGAAAAUACAAUCAGUAACAAACAUUUACACAUGAAAAUAAAAAAUGACAAGCUUGCCA